AUGGAACUGUUCAACCAGUCUUCUAGCAGAUUUAUUCUUCUCGGUUUCUCAACUGUUCCAUACUUGGAGGUCAUUGGUUUCAUUACCUUCUUGCUGAUGUAUUUGAUAACAUUGUUAGCAAACCUUCUACUGAUCAUCGUGGUGAGGUUUAAUCUGAAGCUCCACACUCCCAUGUAUUUUUUUCUUGUGAAUCUCUCCUUCAUUGACAUCUGCUUUUCUACCACCGUGGUCCCUAAACUCUUAUAUAACACAUUGGCCAAAGACAGGAGCGUCUCUCGACUAGAAUGUGCUGUCCAGAUGCACUUUCAUUUGGCUUUGGGGUCUGCAGAGUGUUUUAUACUUGCAGUCAUGGCUUAUGAUAGAUUUGCUGCCAUCUGUAAACCACUUCACUACAACACUAUCAUGAGCCGGAAGAUUUGCAUCAACCUGGCUGCUGUGUCAUGGACCUCAAGCUUCAUCAGCUCCAUUUCACAAGUCACCUACACCUUCCAGAUGUCUUUCUGCCAUACCCGCCAUGUCAACCAUUUCUUUUGUGAGUUACCCGCACUUUUGAAAAUAUCAUGCAGUGAUACUUGGAUCCAUGAGUUGAUAAAUUAUAUUAUGGCAAGCAUAAUAGUCAAUCUAUUCUUUCUCUUGAUUCUGAUUUCAUAUAUUCAUAUUCUGGUCUCCAUCUUGAAGAUCAGUUCUUCUCAUAAAAGGUACAAAGCUCUCUCCACAUGCAGCUCCCACAUCAUUGUGGUGACUUUCUACUAUGGGACCAUAAUGAUUCAGUAUUUUCGCCCCCAUUCCCGUUCAUCCCCAGACAUAGACAGAUCCAUCUCCCUCAUCUACACAGCCGUGACACCCAUGCUAAACCCCAUCAUCUACAGUGUCCGAAAUAAAGAUGUCAAAGAGACUAUAAGAAAGAUUCUACACUAUUAA
Bufo bufo (common toad) is the source of this 921-nucleotide messenger RNA. Its product is annotated as putative olfactory receptor 2W6. Gene Ontology annotation, biological process: G protein-coupled receptor signaling pathway. The record is from RefSeq and is a predicted model, not a curated record. The transcript has a single exon. Gene Ontology annotation, molecular function: G protein-coupled receptor activity; olfactory receptor activity. NCBI's taxonomy places the organism in Eukaryota, Metazoa, Chordata, Amphibia, Anura, Bufonidae. Gene Ontology annotation, cellular component: membrane. The coding region runs from base 1 to 921 and encodes 306 amino acids.